Molecule: messenger RNA, 618 nt
Organism: Plasmodium gonderi
Lineage: Eukaryota; Apicomplexa; Aconoidasida; Haemosporida; Plasmodiidae
Product: 60S ribosomal protein L15-1
Exons: 2
Coding region: 1-618 (205 amino acids)
Biological process (GO): cytoplasmic translation
Cellular component (GO): ribosome; cytosolic large ribosomal subunit
Molecular function (GO): structural constituent of ribosome; RNA binding
Source: RefSeq, a predicted model, not a curated record
AUGGGAGCUUAUAAGUACAUUCAAGAAAUAUGGAAGAAGAAACAAUCGGAUGCCAUGCAUUUUUUGCUUCGGGUUAGAACUUGGGAAUACAGGCAAUUGCCAGUAGUGCACCGAGUGUCGAAACCCAGUAGACCCGAUAAAGCCAAAAGGUUAGGAUAUAAAGCAAUACAAGGAUUUGUAAUAUAUCGUGUUAGAGUUAGAAGAGGUGAUAGAAAGAAAAGAGUUAGAAAAGGUGUAGUACAUGGAAAACCAAAACAUCAAGGUGUGCACAAACAAAAGUCAACGAGAAAUUUAAAAAGUGUUGCUGAAGGAAAAGUUGGAAAAAGUAUUUGUGGAAAUUUACGAGUUUUAAAUAGCUAUUGGGUUGGUCAAGAUGCUGUAUAUAAAUAUUAUGAAGUUAUUCUAGUUGAUCCCAUGCAUAAGGCCAUACGAAAUAAUGCAAAAAUUAAUUGGAUUUGCAACCCUGUACAUAAACAUAGAGAAUUAAGAGGAUUGACAUCUGCUGGUAAGAAAUAUAGAGGAUUACGAGUGAAAGGUCAUCUGUCUGCUAAGAGUAGACCUUCAAUCAGGGCAAACUGGAAGAGAAGACAGUUAAUUAAACUCAAAAAAUGUAGAUGA